AGAGAGAGAGAGAUAGAGAGAGAGAGAAACAUAAUUGACUUUUCGUCGCCUCUGGAUCUAGGGUUUCUUCAUCGCGCGUGACUCAACUGCAUCAUCAUCAACAACACAAGCGAACCGCUCAUCGAACCCUAAAUCUAAAAAAAAAUUGAUUUUUUACUCCAGAAGGAUCUUCAUCACCAUCAUCGUCGCCAUCAUCGCCUGCAAGAAAAAUGUAUAAAUCGACGGAGAUGGUGAAGGUGUAUGAAGGUCAGACGCUUCUUGGAGAAGUGGAAUUGUAUCCACAGAACGGCGUCGUUUGGCGGGAGAAAGAAAUUCGGGUCUCUCACUACUCCCCACCCAGUGAGAGAUGUCCGCCAGUUGCAGUGCUUCACACUGUUACUUCAUCUUCUACCUCUGGCCUAAGCUUCAAACUGGAGUUCAAAUCUCCAAAGACACAACAGACACUGGAAUACUUGCAGCUCUGUGCUUUGCACUCCAACUGUCUCAGAGAAAAGAAGACUGCUGUGAUGUCACUUGGAAGGGAUGAGCUUCAUUUGGUUGCCAUGCAGUCUAGGGAGUAUGGCAGCCUUUGUCCAUGUUUUUGGGGGUUCAUUGUCUCUGCAGGGCUAUACAACUCUUGCCUAGUAAUGCUAAACCUCCGAUGUCUUGGCAUUGUAUUUGAUCUUGACGAAACACUCAUAGUUGCCAACACUCUCCGUUCCUUUGAAGAUAGGAUUGAGAACUUGCAGCGCAAACUAAGUGCUGAGACUGACCCACAACGUGUAUCAGGUAUGGUGGCUGAGGUGAAGCGUUAUCAAGAAGAUAAAAGUAUAUUGAAGCAAUAUGCUGAAAAUGAUCAGGUCAUUGAUGAUGGAAAGGUUAUAAAAUGUCACACUGAAGUCUUCCCAGCUUUAUCUGAUAGUCAUCAGCCAAUUGUUCGGCCACUCAUUAGGCUACUGGAUAAAAACAUUAUUCUGACUCGUAUCAACCCAUUGAUCCGGGAUACAAGCGUUCUUGUGCGAUUGCGACCGGCGUGGGAGGAACUCCGAAGCUACUUGAUUGCAAGGGGCAGGAAGCGCUUUGAAGUAUAUGUUUGCACAAUGGCUGAAAGAGAUUAUGCUUUAGAAAUGUGGAGGCUUCUCGAUCCAGAUUUAAAUUUAAUUAGUGCGAAGGAGCUUUUGGAUCGCAUUGUCUGUGUCAAGUCUGGCAUGAAGAAAUCUUUGUUUAAUGUCUUCCAAGAUGGGAGUUGUCACCCUAAGAUGGCUUUGGUCAUUGAUGACCGUUUGAAAGUGUGGGAUGAGAAAGAUCAACCCAGAGUGCAUGUGGUCCCUGCCUUUGCUCCAUAUUAUGCACCCCAAGCUGAAGUAGUGGCUACAUCAAAAGGAAACAACCCUUCUGCCGUGCUUUGUGUUGCAAGAAAUGUUGCGUGCAGUAUCAGGGGUGGUUUUUUCAAAGAUUUUGACGAGGGGCUCUUGCAACGAAUAUCAGAAGUGGCAUAUGAAGAUAAUUUUAGGGAAAUACCAGCUGCUCCUGAUGUUAGCAACUAUUUAAUUUCAGAGGAUGAUACUUCCAAUUCCAAUGGAAAUAAAGAUUCCCUUGGUUUUGAUGGCAUGGCUGACACUGAAGUUGAAAGGAGACUUAAGGAAGCAGUGGCUGCUUCAGCAACUAUUCCUUUCCCAGCCUCUAACUCGGAUCCUAGAAUAUCAGCAGCUUUCCAGUUCCCAUCUCUGCCUUCUUCGACCUCAAUUCCUGCUCUAACAAUGCAAGCUCUUGGGAUGCCUCUCUCUAGUCAACAGCUACCUCAAGUGAUUCCAGUACUCAGAUCAACAAUCGCUCCAGUGGGAACUGAAGACGCAACAACCUUGCACUGUUCUCCUGCUAGAGAAGAGGGUGAGGUACCAGAAUCAGAGCUGGAUCCUGAUACCAGGAGGAGACUUCUUAUUUUACAACAUGGUAUGGACAUGAGAGAGCAUCCACCAGGUGAAUCUCAGCCUACUGUACGGCCCUCUGCACAACCAUCUGUUCCUAGGGUUCAGCCACACGGUUGGUUCCCAAAUGAGGAAGACAUGGGUCCUGGGCAACAGAAUCGAGGCCAGCCACCUAAAGAAUUUUCUUCAAGUGCAGAUUCAGUGUACAUGGAAAAGCACCACCCUCAUCAUUCUCCUUAUCUUCACAAAAUGGAUGGGUCUGUUCCCUCUGAUAGACUUGUUGAGAGCCAGAGGCUACAAAAGGAGGUAAUGCCAAAUGAUGAUCGAAUGAGAUUGAAUCACUCAUUGCCUAGAUUUCAAUCAUUUUCAGGUGAGGAAGUUCCGUUCCCUAGGUCUGGAAAUAGGGAUUUUGACCUUGAAGCUGGACGAUUUGAUUCCUAUGUUGAAACAGAAGCUGGGACAUUACAGGAUAUCGCUUUGAAGUGUGGGACAAAGGUGGAGUUCAGGUCACUAUUGGUUCCAAGCAGUGAUCUGCAGUUCUCUUCUGAGGCCUGGUUUGCGGGGGAGAAAAUUGGAGUAGGAACUGGUAGAACUAGAAGGGAAGCACGUCAUCAGGCAGCAGACAGAUCACUUAGAAAUUUGGCAGACAAGUACCUGUCAUAUGUUAACCCUGAGUCAAGCUACGCACCUGGUGAUGGGAAUCAGUUUCUCAGUUCAAAUGAAAAUGGCUUUGCAAACGAAAAAAACAUAUUUGGGUACCAAUUACCUCUUAAGGAGGAUGUUCUUCCCUUUUUAUCAACAUCAGAGCCACCCAGAGGCAUGGACGCCUCUAAGAAAUCAAUCAGUUCAGUUGCUGUACUUAGAGAGCUAUGCACAAUGGAGGGUCUUGGUUUGGCGUUUCAAACUCAACCGCAACUUUCAGUUGCCCCAGGCCAGAAAAGCGAAAUAUAUGCUCAGGUUGAAAUAGACGGAGAGGUGUUUGGCAAGGGAAUUGGGUCUACUUGGGAUGAAGCUAAGACACAGGCUGCUGAAAGGGCUCUAGGAGCUCUAAAACCCACCCUUAGUCAGUUCUCACACAAACGUCAGGGCUCCCCAAGAUCCCUGCAGGUGUUCUCCAAUAAUAAAAGAUUAAAACCUGAAUAUCCUCGAUUUUUGCAACGAGUCCCAUCAUCUUCCAAAUAUUCAAAGAACUCUCCUGUCAUGCCGUGAAACUUUAUAUCAUUAUAAACACAAAUAUAUGAUAUACACACUCCAAUGGAACCGGUUGGCGGCUGUCAUUAAUUGUUUGGUGUGCCCAAUCAGCAUACCCGCGGUAAUUAUACAUGUUGAUCAAGUGCCACUUCCUCUAACUACGUACGACUCUGUGUUUGCAUGGGAUCCUCCAAACCUUGACGCGGAUAACAAUGCCCGCCAACUUUGCGGGGCCGGUUUGUCAUAUAGUUUUUUGACCCCAGGGAAGCCACAUUGCAUGAUGUUGCGCGGCAAGUCUGCAACUCGUGGGGCUCACCGGAUGUGUUGUGUUUGUACUGUUCCGGCAAUGACAUCAGCAGAACGGGCGAGUGGGGGUAAGAAUUGUAGUUUUUGAGUAGAGACGACGGUGUGCCCCCCCCCCACCCCCCACCCCAUCUCCUACCGCUUCGCCGGGUUGGAUUUGAGUCUCGUGUGGAUGUACCAAUUCAAUAGGUAUAUAGUAGUCUCCAUCCUCAAAUACAAGUCCUACAACCUUAGCUUGUGGGGAUGGUGUGUUCUUCCUUUCUCUAUGCUUCCAUCAUUAUUUUUUCUUGAAACUCUCUUUGUUGUUUUAGUACAGUUCUCUG
Messenger RNA from Cuscuta campestris, 3724 nucleotides. NCBI's taxonomy places the organism in Eukaryota, Viridiplantae, Streptophyta, Magnoliopsida, Solanales, Convolvulaceae. The record is from the annotation of a GenBank genome assembly.